AACUGCCCGGAGGGACCUAACGCUGUGCUGGCAAUGGACUCUCAAAAUGUGGUUGUGAUCCAGCCCCAGUUUUCAACUGCCCAACAGCCAGGCAGAUGGCAGACUGGGCUGAUGGAUUGCUGCUCUGACUGUGGCGUGUGUCUCUGUGGAAGCUUCUGCUACCCUUGCUUGGGGUACAAGGUGGCUGGGGACAUGAACGAGUGCUUCCUGUGUGGGACCAGCGUGGCCAUGAGGACCCUCUACCGCACCAGAUACAACAUCCCGGGGUCCAUUUGCUCUGACUUCUGUAUCACCCUGUGGUGCCCUGUGUGCUCUGUUUGCCAAAUAAAGAGAGACAUCAACCGCAGGAAGGAGCAGGGUACAUUCUGAUGGAUCCACGCUGCAUCCUGUGGAGCUGCUGGCAGGAGUUGCCGCUGCCCUGGUUGUUGGGAAAUGCUCCAUGUGGGGCUUGCCUUGAUUCAGUUGAUUUCCCCUUCCCUGAGUAACACCAGCAAUAAAGUUUUGAGUUUGUCUUCCUA
This is a messenger RNA of Manacus vitellinus (golden-collared manakin), 518 nucleotides long. Its product is annotated as placenta-specific gene 8 protein. Lineage: Eukaryota; Metazoa; Chordata; Aves; Passeriformes; Pipridae. Bases 34 to 369 code for a protein of 111 amino acids. Gene Ontology annotation, biological process: positive regulation of transcription by RNA polymerase II. The record is from RefSeq and is a predicted model, not a curated record. The transcript is spliced from 4 exons.